CGCCGCGACCCGGAAGUGGGCGUGUGGCGGGGCGGCGAGCGAGUAAGCAGGCCGUCGGCGUUGGAAUGGUGCGUUCCUAAGAUGUGUGGUUACUGACUGUCUCCAGAUGCAGAGGUGCCUGUAUCCCUGGCACAGGCAGGUCCUGAGCUGUAGUUGGAGUAGAUUGUGCCUUCUAAAGCGAUACCUAUUUACAAUGAAGUUGCAGUCUCCAGAAUUCCAGUCGCUUUUCACAGAAGGAUUGAAGAGCCUGACAGAAUUAUUUGCCAAAGAGAAUCAUGAAUUAAGAAUAGCAGGAGGAGCAGUGAGGGAUUUACUAAAUGGGGUGAAGCCUCAGGAUGUGGAUUUCGCCACCACUGCCACCCCUACUCAGAUGAAGGAGAUGUUCCAGUCGGCUGGCGUUCGCAUGAUAAACAACAAAGGAGAGAAGCAUGGGACGAUCACUGCCAGGCUUCAUGAAGAAAAUUUUGAAGUUACUACACUCCGGAUUGAUGUCACCACUGAUGGAAGGCAUGCUGAGGUAGAAUUCACAACUGACUGGCAGAAAGAUGCUGAACGAAGAGAUCUCACCAUAAAUUCCAUGUUUUUAGGUUUUGAUGGUACCUUGUUUGAUUAUUUUAAUGGUUAUGCAGAUUUAAAAAAUAAAAAAGUCCGAUUUGUUGGACAUGCUAAACAGAGAAUUCAAGAAGAUUAUCUUCGCAUUUUAAGAUAUUUCAGGUUUUAUGGCAGAAUUGUUGACAAACCUGGUGAGCAUGACCAUGAGACUCUAGAAGCAAUUGCAGAAAAUGCCAAAGGUUUGGCUGGAAUAUCAGGAGAGAGGAUUUGGGUAGAACUGAAGAAAAUUCUUACUGGUGACCAUGUAAACCAUUUGAUCCAUCUGAUCUAUGAUCUUGGUGUGGCUCCUCACAUAGGUUUACCUGCUAAUGCAAAUUUAGAAGAAUUUAACAAAGUCAGUAAAAAUGUUGAAGGCUUUUCACCAAAACCAAUGACUCUUUUGGCCUCUUUAUUCAAAGUACAAGAUGAUGUCACAAAACUGGAUUUGAGAUUGAAAAUUUCAAAAGAAGAAAAAAACCUGGGUUUAUUUAUAGUUAAAAACAGGAAAGACUUGAUUAAAGCAACAGAUAGUUCAGAACCAUUGAAACCAUAUCAAGACUUCGUUAUAGAUUCAAGGGAACCAGACGCAACUGCCCGUGUCUGUGAGCUGCUCAAGUACCAAGGAGAACAUGGCCUGCUCAAGGAGAUGCAGCAGUGGUCUGUCCCGCCCUUCCCUGUGAGUGGACAUGACAUCAGGAAAGUGGGCAUUUCUUCAGGGAAGGAAAUCGGGGCCCUGUUGCAGCAGUUGCGCGAACAGUGGAAGAAAAGUGGUUACCAAAUGGAAAAGGAUGAACUUCUAAGUCACAUAAAGAAGACCUAAAAUGAGCUCCCCAGGAAAUAGGAACGUCUUGAAGCUUCACUUAAGACUAAAUGAAGAGUCCAACAAAAAACUGAACACAACCGUAUUACCCAGGAAACCAGCUGUGUACUGUAGAAGGUCGACCUAUCAGAUUCAGGUUGGAAGCUUUAUACACUGUCAGUGUCUCAUGUACAUAUCCAUGAGGAUUCACAUAUGCUGCCAUUGGACCACAUAAGGAUAAACUGCAACAAAGAAGCAAUAUGGAGAAUAAGAGAAUGAAAAGAAAAACAGUAAUUCUAAUUUUUUCCUUCUUUGGGGUAUGUUUUUUAAUUUUUAAAUUUUGUGUCAGAUAUAAGUACAGGAAUACAGGAGGUUGGCAGAUACUCUAUUUUUGCUUGACAAUUUUUUUUUGAUGAGUCCAAGGGAAACACUAUUGUUUAAAAAGCCUAAUGAAAAGGUCAGGUUUAUUCAUCUUUAGACAGUUGGCUGCCUUGCAGACAUCAGUUUCCUUAUUUUCUUGAUUUACUGUCUUGUUUUAUAAUUCUAAUGAAUUCAUCAAAGUGUUAAACUACUGUGUCACAGCGUUAGCACAUGUUCAGAGACAUGCCCUGUUCUGGUCCUGUUUAGCAUAACUAGUUGAAAGAUAAUGCUUGAAGCACUCAUUAUGUAAGAAAAUAAGAUAUUAAACAGAAAUUGAGGAAAAACAUAUAGACAUUGUGGAUAUUUCCAGCCUGGGAAACAGCCUUACCCCAGACCUGUGCUUAUUUUCUUAAUUGAGUAUAUUUUUUAGGCGCUAGAGGAAAAAUUCUGUAAGUUAGAAAUGUAUUGCGAGAGGUAUACUAAAUGUAAUAAAGAUCUUA
This is a messenger RNA of Peromyscus leucopus (white-footed mouse), 2250 nucleotides long. It is a transcript of the gene Trnt1, whose product is annotated as tRNA nucleotidyl transferase 1. The record is from RefSeq and is a predicted model, not a curated record. NCBI's taxonomy places the organism in Eukaryota, Metazoa, Chordata, Mammalia, Rodentia, Cricetidae. Gene Ontology annotation, biological process: RNA processing. Gene Ontology annotation, molecular function: nucleotidyltransferase activity; RNA binding. The transcript has 9 exons. The coding region runs from base 107 to 1411 and encodes 434 amino acids.